AGCAUUAAAACUCACAUUGAAUCUCAUGUGCUUCUCGCCCGUCCUGUGCUGAAACGCUGCUCUGAGCCUGUCAGACUGGGAUACAUCGCCUGGUUGACAUGAACGUCUCGGAGAUACACCAUGGGACGCUCAAGAUGUAUGGUGGAUUCAUUUUCAAACAGUGGAAGAAGAGGUUUUUGCUGCUGACAGCUGAAGGCAGUCUGCUGGUGUGCCACGAUGUGUCGUCUCCCCCCGACCAGCUGGUGCAGCUACAAGGCGGUUGUGAUGCAAUUGUGGAAGGCAAGGAGAUCCUAGACCUGCCUAAAUUACCCUCCGGUGGAUGCAGGGAUUGCUGCUUUGCUCUGAUUCUCCCUCAGAAUAAAUACUUGCUGCUGCUGGCUGAAACCCCUGCAGACUGCAGUCAAUGGGUGAAUAUGAUGAAGAAGGUAAAAAAGAGUCUCUCAUCACCUCUCAGUCCCUGUAAGCGACACCAGGUGAUUCCACCGCACAUUUCUCUCCGAGAUCUGGUGCCUGAGCAAAUCCUGGACAAAGAUCCGCCAACUCCACCCAUCAGUGACACAGAGUCUUCCUCCCCAGGGCCCAUGACCUGUGCUUCCCCAAAAGAGAAAGGCCGGAAUUCUCCCCGCUCAAAGUAUUACAAAGGAGGCCCGUAUUCAGUGGGGUGUCUGCGUCACGGCACUGUCAGUAAUGCCCAAGCAAUGAAGGCGGUUUAUCUGCUGAUGGGAGGAGCUGCUGCCUCCUCUGCUAUGGGAUACCUUGGCGCAUGCUCGCCCUCUAAUCUGGAGGCCAAAGCCGCUGACCUGCCAAUCAAUCCGGAUUUCUCUGGCAUGGGACCAGCAGGAGCGUACCACACCGGCAACCCCGCACUCGACUCCCCACACUACAACAGCUUUGACUUCGAGGUGGCAGACUCUGAUUUUGAUGCUUUUGAUUGUGGUGGAUUCACUUUCUAAUGAUGUGAAGCUUAGAGGCUACUGGUACACACAUCCUCAACGGUGCUGAAAAACUCACCUGAUGUUUUACAUGGUUAUGUUGGGAGACUUUCAAUUUGAGAUGCUCUGUUUUUUUAUGAGAGGAAAAAAAGGUGUUAUUGAAAGUGAAUACUUUACACCUGUAAUAACAAGAACAGUGAGACCUGAUAAAGCCCAAGAGCAUCCUCAUAUUUGAGUGAUAAUUCUUCCCCUUUUCAUUGUCAGACUGUUUUCUCAUUGUCAUUUCUAAUUGUUAGUAUGACAAAUUCAGUUAGGCAGCUUUAAAACACAGAUGACAGCAUCCUAAGAAGCAAUAUUGCAUAUUGUCUUUGUUUAAUGUUUGUUCAUUUGGUUUGAAUUCAGGUUGAUGUGUAGAGAUAAGCAACAGCUCACUGUCAUUCAUUGUCUGUCUUAUUGAUGUUGUGACAGAAUUAUUGUGGCUCCUUCACUGCAUGCCCAGUCACAUAUGAUCAAACCUGUACGGUUACAUUCUUUUCGACUUCAGCCCUGCCUGAGAAACCACACAGGAGUGUCAUUAAAGGCAGCAGUUCAUCAUGCAGUGUACGUGUUGCAGCAGUUUGGUGCAUUUGUGUUAUUUAUGCAAGUUAUUUAUGCACAACAUUGAAGGAGCGUUGGAGUGAUUUCCUAUUCUUGAUUGGAUUAAAAUAGAUCUGCAUUUUCAUUUGAUUGCAGUGUUUGACCUCUGACCGUACACAAAUUGUCCUGCUAGAACUCUUCUUAAUCUUCCACUCGUGUGCAGCCGCUGUGUUCCCUCCAAGCAUCCAGCUGUUACUCUGCUUUAGAUCUACAUGUUGAAAUCAAAUUUGUGUCUUUUCUUUAUAGGAAUAAAACUGAUAUGUGUA
This is a messenger RNA of Acanthochromis polyacanthus (spiny chromis), 1834 nucleotides long. RefSeq lists its product as uncharacterized. Gene Ontology annotation, biological process: regulation of cell differentiation. Bases 99 to 953 code for a protein of 284 amino acids. Gene Ontology annotation, cellular component: membrane. NCBI's taxonomy places the organism in Eukaryota, Metazoa, Chordata, Actinopteri, Pomacentridae. The transcript has 5 exons. The record is from RefSeq and is a predicted model, not a curated record.